Messenger RNA from Danio rerio (zebrafish), 3522 nucleotides. It is a transcript of the gene atosa, whose product is annotated as atos homolog A. NCBI's taxonomy places the organism in Eukaryota, Metazoa, Chordata, Actinopteri, Cypriniformes, Danionidae. Gene Ontology annotation, cellular component: nucleus. The record is from RefSeq and is marked validated.
AUGCCGCUGAGGAGUUCUUUGAAUAUGAUGCUGAGGAGUUUCUGGUGUUCCUGACACUUUUGAUCACAGAAGGACGGACUCCAGAAUGCUCAGUAAAGGGGCGGACGGAGGGCGUUCACUGCCCCCCGGCUCAGUCAGCUAUGCCGGUCCUCACCAAACAUGAAUGCAGUGACAAAAUACCACAGUGUCGUCAGGCAAGGAGAACAAGAUCAGAAGUCAUGCUUCUGUGGCGCAAUCACAUCCCUAUAAUGAUCGAGGUGAUGCUGCUUCCUGAUUGUUGCUAUAGUGAUGAAGGCCCAACCACAGACUGCACAGACCUAAAUGACCCAGCAAUAAAGCAAGAUGCACUCUUACUAGAAAGAUGGACUUUACAGCCAGUUCCCAGACAGAGUGGAGAUCGAUUCAUAGAAGAGAAGACCUUGCUGUUGGCGGUGCGCUCCUAUGUGUUUUUCUCCCAGCUCAGUGCGUGGCUCAGUGCCUCUCACGGAAUUGUCCCAAGAAACAUCCUUUACAGAAUAAGUGCAGCUGAUGAAGAACUGAUAUGGAACUUCUCACAAACACCCUCUGAACAUGCUUUCCCUGUUCCAAAUGUGUCACAUAGUGUCGCGCUGAAAGUGCGGGUUCAGUCUUUGCCUCGCCAGCCUAGAUACCCUGUACUCAAAUGUAGCAUCCACUCAGGUCUAGCUUUUUUGGGUAAGAGAGCACUAGAGCAUGGCGAGGGUGGCAACCAAGCAGGAGACAACCGCAGUUCCCUUCGUCUGCCAAGAUCUCCACUUUUCUCCAGGUCUUUACACCCUUCUCCACCUUCCCACAGCCCUCUUAACACCCGUAAGUGUCCCCCUCGUCCCGAGUCCCCUCUUCCACCAGGCAAAGCUGUCAAAUGGCUGUACUCUCGGCUAAAUGGCGGUAUAGACACCCCGCCUUCAGAACCAUAUAGCUUGUGUACUAAUGGGGCAGAGAGCCCAAAGACUUCAAGAACCGAAUCACCAAUUCGUGGUUUUAAAUCACUCUCAAUCACAGACCCAUUAGUGAUCCCAAGCCCCAGCUCCAUCUCAGGUGAAACCAACCCCCUUAUUGGCUCCUUGCUUCAGGAAAGACAGGAAGUCAUUGCUCGAAUUGCUCAGCGACUUAAUUUCUGCGACCCUACAGCUCCCCAUCUCCCUGAUGCUCUCUUCACUUCUCAAGAACCCCCAGGACACAAAACCACCUGGAACUCGACACAGGAUAAGGAGUGUUUAAAGAAAUCCAAAGAUUCCCUCUUCUCAGUCCCUCAUCCUCAAAAUCACAACGGAAACAGUCUAGAAAUCCCUGAGAGGAGCAGGUCUUCUCUCUUCGACACCCCCUUGAGCCCUAGAACCAGAACUCGGCUGGAUAGAGUUGACCGUGAAUCAAAAACUUCCCCAAAACCCGCAACAUGUAGGCGCUUGGUACUUAGUGACCAGUCUGCAGAGGGUUCUCUAAUUGCAGAUGCAGUUCAGGACAUCUCCAGGUUGAUUCAGGAGCGACUGCAACAUUCUUACAGUCUCCUGAAUGGCACCUAUAAAUUAAAGACUUCUCAGAAUGAGCAGGUUGGCUCAAAUCAUGGAGCCCAAACAAAUGGCUUUGUAUCACUGUCAAGCCAUAAGAAGCCUACAAAUGCACCCAAUGGUGAGGAAAGCACAGAUCCUCAUAUUUCUCAUGCAACAAAAUGUUGCAGAUCUCCUGACUCUAGUCGUAGAAAGCCAGACUGUUCCCCUAGACCACUAAAAGUGGCCAGUUUAAAACUUGAAGACCACAGCGUCACAAAAUCACAGCCUUUAACUGCAAGUAAUCACCAACACUAUGUCAGUAGAGAGUCCUGGACCUCCUUGAAAAACAACUCUAGCCAUGCAAGUUCUCCUCAGGAGAAUGGACUGACCCAAAUUGGAUACCAUCAGCCCUUCAAGAACCGAGUGGCAAUCAGUGAAAAAGAAGCAGAAAAACACGUCCGGGACGGGUCCACUUGUCUUGAGAAAGAUGAGAACCAAGAACCCCAUUCAUCCCUUUCUAGCACACCAGCCAACCUUACUUGCAACAUCUCCAGUCUUGCCCCCACAGAGAGCAAUCAAACAUCAUGCGGUAACUGGAAGAAACAGACUCGUCACUCCAUAGAUGGCACCGCAACAAAAGCCUUCCACCCCUGCACAGGCCUACCUCUCCUCUCCAGUCCUGUUCCUCAAAGAAAAAGCCAGACAGGAUAUUUUGAUUUAGACACGUCUCUGAUUCAUUGCAGAGGUGUACCAUGGGCUGCCAAUAGGAGGGUUUUGAAAAGAUCACAAGACUAUGAUGAGUCUCAGCAUCAGAUUCUCAGUGCCAGCGCUCCACCCGCCAACCUCAGCCUUUUGGGUAACUUUGAGGAGUGUGUUCUGAAUUACCGUCUGGAGCCGCUGGGCACUGUUGAGGGUUUUACAGCAGAAGUGGGCGCCAGCGGGACCUUCUGCCCUAGUCACAUGACCUUACCUGUGGACGUGUCAUUCUACAGUGUCUCUGACGAUAACGCACCUUCCCCAUACAUGGGUGUCAUAAACUUGGAGUCACUCGGUAAAAGGGGAUAUCGAGUACCUCCUUCAGGAACCAUUCAAGUGACCUUAUUUAACCCCAAUAAGACGGUGGUGAAGAUGUUUGUGGUGAUGUACGAUCUGAGAGAUAUGCCUGCCAGCCAUCAGACAUUCCUGCGGCAGAGAACCUUUUCAGUCCCAGUCAAACGGGAGUUCAACGGACUGAGCAACAAAAAGACGUCCUCACUGGGGCAAGGACGAACCCUCCGCUACCUCGUCCAUCUGAGGUUCCAGAGUUCCAAAUCUGGAAAGAUCUACCUCCAUCGGGACAUCCGGCUCCUUUUUUCCCGUAAAUCCAUGGAAGUGGACAGUGGUGCUGCCUAUGAGCUCAAGUCAUUCACAGAGUUACCUGCCGACCCUCCUUUCUCUCCCAGAUGCUAAUUCAAUCUAGUCUAUUCAGAGUUUAAUCCAGCGUAGGGGCCUUACUAAAUCUAAAUCUACCAUCCGCUUGUAUUGGAAUCCAAAAUAGAGAAUCCCACUAACACACGUACACAUGCACAGAAGGACUGUUCACUUUAACGUCCCUUUCCUAAAAAUACACACCCUGUUGAGUUGUUGGGGUUUCAGUGGUGUUAGGUUUAAAAAAAAUGGAAUAAAACAGAUGGCUGGGAGUUUUAUUUAGGCUUAUGUCCUGACACUUGGCAUGGCGAGAACAAAAAAAAAUCUAAAUAAAUGACUAAACAAGUCCAUGGACCAUUUUUUUUAAACGAGUCAAGAAACUGAAUAACUGCGAGGAUGUUUGAUGAGCACUGUGUUUUUUCUUUCUCUCACCACAACUGGAAGGAAAGGAGUUUUCGUUGGAUGAAUUCUUUCUUCGUACUGUUACCAAACCACUUUAAUCGGAAGUGUUGCAAUAGAAAAAAACAAAUAUCUUACUAGAUUAGUGUUUACAUAUUUACUUUUUUUUUGGUCAUCAGUUAUUUAAUAUUUAAAUCGAACUGUCAUC